AUGGAGGAAACAAACUCUUUCUACUUCAUAUCAUGGUUCUGGAUCAUAACAUUCCUCCUCAUGAUACAAUCGAAAUUACCACAUCUUUCUGAUGCAGACAACGGCACCAGCCCCGGAAACAACACCGACACGGGUUCGACAGCGCCUAAGGUUAAGUUAUCAAUUGAAGAUAAAAAGGUUGUGAUUGACAACGGAAUUCUUCAGCUUACUCUUUCGAAGCCUACUGGGAUUGUGAUUGGUCUUCGAUAUAAUGGAAUAGAUAAUUUGAUUGAGACUAACAAGAGCAUGUUACAUGGAGGGUUUUGGGACCUUAAUUGGAGUGAACCUAAUGAUAAAAGCAUUAGAGGACAAUUUGAUAAGCUUAUAGGAACAAGUUUUGAGGUUAUAGUGGAAACAGAAGAACAGGUGGAAUUAUCAUUUGUGAGAACAUGGGAUAUCUCACAAAAAGGAAAGAUUUCGCCGCUAAAUGUAGACAAGAGGUUUGUGGUGCUUCGCGGCCAGUCUGGUUUCUAUUCGUAUGGUAUAUUUGAACAUACAAAGGAAAUGCCGGCUUUCCACAUCUUCACAACUAGGAUUGCCUUUCUUCUUAAUGUUAACAAGUUUCACUAUAUGGCAAUGGCGGAUAAUAGGCAAAGAUUUAUGCCGAGUCCUUAUGAUCGGUUAUCAGGAAGAGGCGAGCCACUUGACUAUAAAGAAGCGGUUCGACUUGUUGAUCCAAUUGAAAAAGAAUUCCAAGGAGAAGUUGAUGACAAGUAUCAAUAUUCAUGUGACGAUAAAGAUAACCGAGUCCAUGGAUGGAUUUCGAUGGACCCUCUCGUCGGAUUCUGGUUAAUCACGCCUAGUAAUGAGUUUAGAACUGGUGGACCGUUCAAGCAGGAUCUUACGUCACACGUAGGCCCAACAACUCUUGCGAUAUUUGUGACUCCACAUUAUGGUGGAACAGAUCUUGUUGUGAAACUUAAAGAAGGAGAGGAAUGGAAGAAAGUAUAUGGCCCUGUUUUUAUCUACCUUAAUUCUGCUACACAAGGAGAUGAAGCAUCCUCGUUAUGGGACGACGCAAAGAAACAGAUGAACUCCGAAAUCCAAAGUUGGCCAUACACAUUUCCAGCGUCCAAAGAUUUUCCACAAUCCAAUCAAAGGGGCUUAGUCAAGGGUAGAUUAUUAGUUAAAGAUGCGUACAUGAGCAACACAAACAUUAUCGCAAACAACGCCUAUGUGGGGUUGACCGUACCUGGGGUUGCUGGUUCGUGGCAAAGAGAAAACAAAGGAUACCAAUUUUGGAACACAACAAAUGAAGAUGGUUUUUUCAUCAUUGAGAAUGUACGAGAAGGAAACUAUAAUCUUUAUGCAUCAAUUUCCGGUUUCAUUGGUGACUAUAGAUAUGAUACCGCCAUAAACAUAACCGCAGGCUCCGUUAUAGAGGUUGACGAACUUAUCUAUCAACCUCCAAGAAACGGGCUCACGUUAUGGGAGAUUGGCAUUCCUGAUCGUUCUGCUGCGGAAUUCUACAUUCCCGACCCUAAUCCUUUAUACGUGAACAAGCUUUACUUAAAUCAUACCGACAAGUUCAGACAAUAUGGAUUGUGGGAAAGAUAUACAGAACUGUAUCCGGAUAAUGAUUUGGUUUACACGAUUGGUGUGAACGAUUACAAGAAGGAUUGGUUCUUUGCCCAAGUAACAAGGAAAAAUGAGGAUAAAUCAUAUAAUGGAACGACGUGGCAAAUCCGAUUUAAACUUGAACGUGUACAAGAAACGGGUAAUUAUACAUUACGGUUGGCUCUAGCAUCUGCACACGGGGCCAAGCUAGAAGUUCGUAUUAAUGAUGGAGACGAAGAGUCAAUGCCAUUGUUUUCGAGUGGAACGAUUGGAAGAGACAAUGCUAUUGCAAGACAUGGGAUCCAUGGUUUAUAUUGGUUGUUUAAUGUGAACAUUUCAGCUUCUAUGUUGAUGAAUGGAGAAAACAUAGUUUAUUUGAAACAAGCUGGAAAUGAUAGUCCAUUUAAGGGGAUAAUGUAUGAUUAUAUUCGAUUAGAAGGUCCUCCUCUUUAAGUUUCCUAAAUUG
Impatiens glandulifera is the source of this 2062-nucleotide messenger RNA. RefSeq names its product rhamnogalacturonate lyase-like. Gene Ontology annotation, molecular function: catalytic activity; carbohydrate binding. Lineage: Eukaryota; Viridiplantae; Streptophyta; Magnoliopsida; Ericales; Balsaminaceae. The record is from RefSeq and is a predicted model, not a curated record. Bases 1 to 2049 code for a protein of 682 amino acids. Gene Ontology annotation, biological process: carbohydrate metabolic process. The transcript is spliced from 12 exons.